UGUCCUUGAUGUAAGACAAAAGUACUGACUGCUGACUACUACUGGUAUUAGUGGUACCAGAGAAUUUGAGAGUGGAACAGUGGAAGAGGAGACCACAUCAUUUGACCUACGGGUUGGAAAUGUUUUCCGAGUGGCAGCUGAUUUUCUGCAAAUGGUCUAACAAAGAAUUCCCAUCACUCAUUGUCCACGUAUACAAAAAAAAAAAAUCUCCAUAUGAGCUAGACAUGAAAGGAAAGCGUCACUUUAAUGUCGUCUGCGCUUGAAGUGAUGGAGUUCACGUCAGGCCUCGGUCUCUGAUCUCUAACCCCGUCAGCUCUGAGCACAAUGAGCCGAGAACUGAGUGACGGGGAGCUGCGGGAUCUGUACUCCUGGGUGGACAAGAUCCCUCUGUCCCGACCAAAGAGACACAUCACCAGAGACUUCAGCGACGGAGUCAUGGCUGCUGAGGUUGUCAAACAUUUCUUCCCAAAGCUCGUAGACCUGCACAACUACGUUCCUGCCUUCUCCAGACCACAGAAGCUGAGCAACUGGGGCGUCCUCAACAGGAAGGUGUUUGCCAAGCUGAACUUUAAUGUUCCGGAGGAAACAGUGAAGAAGAUUGUCAUGAGCUCUCCAGGAGUGAUCGAGCCGGUGCUGAGUGAUCUCAAGGAGAAGAUAGAGUUCAAACUGGAGAACGGCACAGAGAACACACUGGGAUCGGAGUUGAGUGACAUCAGGAAGUUCGACAAAAACUAUACAGAGCUUCAUCAGAGUGGGGCGGUUCACAACAGAGGAGACAUGAAAAAGGACGACACCGGCAGGCUCAGAAACAAUCACAUGCAGCACACAGUGCAGUUUCACACGGACAUGGACCCGGUGGUUCGCAUAAUACUGCAGGAGAAGGAGCAGUCUGUGACGGCUUUACAGGAAACCGUAGAGAUCUUGCAGCUCAAGGUCAGCAAACUGGAGCAUCUACUCCACCUGAAGGACAUGCGAAUUGAGGAACUCACACAGCAUCUGGAUAUGUACAAGUCCAAUGGAAAAAAGCAGUGACGUUCCUGCAGAGACAGAAUUCAGAGUCUACGUCUGGAGUCGUGGAUCAAGAUGAAGUGUCACGGUCAAAGACACACAAUUUCAAGAAUAUCGUUGGAAUGAUUGAAAUCCAGGACAAACGGCACCAGCCGAACCAGAAAUGAGUUCAGUAGGAGUGCAGACACGUUGGACAAUGACAACUCCACAAACACACUGUGCAAGAAUAACAAUAACUGAACAAGCAGCACCGUCCGUACGAUUCUUCUUAUUUCCUGGGAUUUUUAUUUAUAUAUAGUGUAUAGAUCGGUUGCAUCUUUAUGUAUCGUUGUAUGACUGACUUUAUUCCACCUUCUGCUUCUUUCUACACGUCUCUGCCUUAACCUCUUAUCACCAUCGAUUGACACAAGCGUUCCGUAAGUUUCUUCUCAUUCCUUCACUUUCUUCCUAUUUCAUAUUCUUUUUUCCCAUUGGUAUUGUACAGCAGUUGUCUUGUGUAAUCUUCAAUUGCAAAAAGCAUUACACCCAUCUGCCUCAUCAUCCCUUCCUUUAUAUACUUUGAAUAUUUAUAUGAAUAAUGUGCAUGCUUCAUUGGCUGUAGAUUACAGUGUAUUAUUGUAGUAGUAAAGAAUAUAUAAAACACAAA
This is a messenger RNA of Cynoglossus semilaevis (tongue sole), 1654 nucleotides long. It is a transcript of the gene spef1, whose product is annotated as sperm flagellar 1. Gene Ontology annotation, cellular component: axoneme. The record is from RefSeq and is a predicted model, not a curated record. The coding region runs from base 325 to 1032 and encodes 235 amino acids. Gene Ontology annotation, molecular function: microtubule binding. Gene Ontology annotation, biological process: regulation of cytoskeleton organization. The transcript has 8 exons. Lineage: Eukaryota; Metazoa; Chordata; Actinopteri; Pleuronectiformes; Cynoglossidae.